Molecule: messenger RNA, 1383 nt
Organism: Debaryomyces hansenii CBS767
Lineage: Eukaryota; Fungi; Ascomycota; Pichiomycetes; Serinales; Debaryomycetaceae
Gene: SES1
Product: serine--tRNA ligase
Exons: 1
Coding region: 1-1383 (460 amino acids)
Biological process (GO): seryl-tRNA aminoacylation
Cellular component (GO): cytosol
Molecular function (GO): ATP binding; serine-tRNA ligase activity; tRNA binding
Source: RefSeq, a predicted model, not a curated record
AUGUUGGAUAUUAACGCAUUCCUUGUGGAAAAGGGUGGUGAACCAGAAAAAAUCAAAGAAUCGCAAAAGAAAAGAGGUGACUCUAUUGAAAUUGUUGAUGAAAUUAUUGCAGAUUAUAAGGACUGGACCAAGAUUAGAUUUGACUUAGAUGCUUUAAACAAAGAAUUGAAUGCUCUUCAAAAGCAAAUUGGUCAAAAGUUUAAGGCCAAGGAAGAUGCUGGUGAUUUAUUAGCACAGAAGGAUAAGCUUGUUGCUGAUAAAAAAUCUUUUAUUGAACAAGAGCAAAAGGCCGAUGCUGAUUUGCGUAAUAAGGUUAAUCAAGUAGGUAACCUUGUUCAUAAAUCAGUUGUUGAAUCACAAGAUGAAGAUAACAAUGAAUUAGUUAGAACUUGGAAGCCAGAAUCUCUUGCUGAAAUUGGUUCAAUUGCAUCUUGUACUGGUGCUGAAGCCAAAUUAUCACAUCACGAAAUUUUGUUGAGAUUGGAUGGUUACGAUCCUGAAAGAGGUGUAAGAAUAGUUGGACACCGUGGUUAUUUCUUAAGAAACUAUGGUGUUUUCUUAAACCAAGCCUUAAUCAACUAUGGUUUGAGUUUCUUAGCUAAGAAUGAUUACACUCCUUUGCAAGCUCCAGUUAUGAUGAAUAAAGAAGUCAUGGCCAAGACUGCCCAAUUAUCUCAAUUCGACGAAGAAUUAUAUAAAGUUAUGGAUGGUGACGAUGAAAAAUACUUAAUUGCUACUUCUGAACAACCAAUUUCUGCUUACCACGCUGGUGAAUGGUUUGAAUCUCCUCAAGAACAAUUACCAGUCAGAUAUGCGGGUUACUCCUCAUGUUUCCGUAGAGAAGCUGGUUCUCAUGGUAAGGAUGCUUGGGGUAUUUUCAGAGUCCAUGCUUUCGAAAAGAUCGAACAAUUCGUUUUGACUGAACCAGAAAAGUCUUGGGAAGAAUUCGACAGAAUGAUUGGUUUAUCGGAAGAAUUUUACAAAUCUUUGGGUUUACCAUACAGGGUUGUAGGUAUUGUCUCUGGAGAAUUAAACAACGCAGCUGCUAAGAAGUACGACUUAGAAGCAUGGUUCCCGUUCCAAAAGGAAUAUAAGGAAUUAGUCUCUUGUUCUAACUGUACCGAUUAUCAAUCGCGUAACUUGGAAAUUAGAUGUGGUAUUAAGCAACAGAACCAAACCGAGAAGAAGUACGUUCAUUGUUUGAACUCCACUUUAUCAGCCACCCAAAGAGCUUUAUGUUGUAUUUUAGAAAACUACCAAACUGAAGACGGGUUAGUUAUUCCAGAAGUUUUAAGAAGAUAUAUUCCUGGUGAACCUGAAUUCAUUCCAUUUGUUAAGGAAUUGCCAAAGAACUCAACUUCAAAUAAGAAGAACAAGAAAUAA